Colletotrichum lupini is the source of this 276-nucleotide messenger RNA. RefSeq lists its product as uncharacterized. The record is from RefSeq and is a predicted model, not a curated record. Bases 1 to 276 code for a protein of 91 amino acids. The transcript is spliced from 3 exons. Lineage: Eukaryota; Fungi; Ascomycota; Sordariomycetes; Glomerellales; Glomerellaceae.
AUGUCAAUCUCUCAAUCUAUCUUGAAGUCUGUCUCCGUGCGUCUCAGAUCUUUCAGACUCGAAUCAUACGAUAUGUCCGACGAUGGGAACGACUCCGACACGUCGGAGCUCCCUCCCAACAGCACAAAGUCCAUGCCCGAAGGGUCUUGGAAGUGCUGCGAGUGCAGCGAGAACAACAACAGCGAGCUAUGCGGAACGGAUGAGAACGACAAUAUGAAGUGCAACGCAACGCCUUGUAAUCACACAAAGUGUGACGACUGUUCAGACCCGGAUUGA